Messenger RNA from Cebus imitator (Panamanian white-faced capuchin), 2376 nucleotides. RefSeq names its product cAMP and cAMP-inhibited cGMP 3',5'-cyclic phosphodiesterase 10A-like. Gene Ontology annotation, biological process: signal transduction; negative regulation of receptor guanylyl cyclase signaling pathway. The record is from RefSeq and is a predicted model, not a curated record. NCBI's taxonomy places the organism in Eukaryota, Metazoa, Chordata, Mammalia, Primates, Cebidae. Gene Ontology annotation, molecular function: protein binding; 3',5'-cGMP-stimulated cyclic-nucleotide phosphodiesterase activity.
AUGGCAACAUUAUAUGGCUUUACCGUUGAAAAAGUGAAGGCAUAUCUUUCUCUUCACCCCAAGGUAUUAGAUGAAUUUGUAUCUGAAAGUGUUAGUGCAGAGAGAGUGGAGAAAUGGCUGAAGAGGGAGAACAACAAAUCAGAAGAUGAAUCAGCUCCUAAGGAAGUCAGCAGGUACCAAGAUACGAAUAUGCAGGCAGUUGUAUAUGAACUGAACAGCUACAUAGAACAACGGUUGGACACAGGAGGAAACAACCAGCUACUCCUCUAUGAACUGAGCAACAUCAUAAAAGUAGCCACAAAAGCUGAUGGAUUUGUACUGUACUUCCUUGGAGACUGCAAUAAUAGCCUGUGCAUAUUCACACCACCUGGGAUAAAGGAAGGAAAACCCCGCCUCAUCCCUGCUGAGCCCAUCACCCAGGGCACCACCAUCUCUGCUUAUGUGGCCAAGUCCAGGAAAACACUGCUAGUAGAAGACAUCCUUGGGGAUGAACGAUUUCCGCGGCGUACUGGACUGGAAUCAGGGACUCGCAUCCAGUCUGUUCUUUGCUUACCAACUGUCACUGCAUUUGGUGACUUGAUUGGUAUUCUUGAGUUGUGUUGGCACUGUGGCAAAGAAGCCUUCUGUCUUAGUCACCAAGAGGUUGCAACAGCAAAUCUUGCCUGGGCUUCAGUAGCAAAACAUCAGGUACAGGUAUGCAGAGGCCUUGCCAAACAGACUGAGUUGAAUGACUUUCUACUGGAUGUAUCAAAAACAUAUUUUGAUAACAUAGUUGCAAUAGAUUCUCUACUUGAAGGCAUACUGAUAUGUGCAAAAAACCUGGCGAAUGUCGAUCGUUGUGCACUUUUCCAGGUAGACCACUCAGAUCUUUUUGAUAUUGGAGAGGAAAAGGAAGGAAAAUCUGUCUUCAGGAAGACCAAAGAGAUAAGAUUUUCAAUAGAGAAAGGAAUUGCUGGCCACAUAGCAAGAACAGGGGAAGUCCUGAACAUUCCAGAUGCCUAUGCAGACCCACGCUUUAACAGAGAAGUAGAAUUAUACACAGGCUACACCACGUAGAACAUCCUGUGCAUGCCUAUCGUCAGCCAAGGAAGCGUGAUAGGUGGUGUGCAAAUGGUCAACAAAAUAAGUGGUAGUGCCUUCUCUAAAACAGAUGAAAACAACUUUAAAAUGUUUGCCAUCUAUUUUGCUUUAGCCUUACACUGUGCUAAUAUGUAUCAUAGAAUUCGUCACUCAGAGUGCAUUUACCAGGUAACGAUGGAAAAGCUGUCCUACCAUAGCGUUUGUACUGCAGAAGAGUGGCAAGGCCUCAUGUGAUUCACCUUUCCCGUGUGUCUCUGCAAAGAAAUUGAAUUAUUCCACUUUGACAUUGGUCCUUUCAAAAACAUGUGCCCUGGAAUUUUUGUCCAUAUGGUUCAUCGGUCCUAUGGGACAUCCUGCUUUGAGCUUGAAAAGCCAUGUCGUUUUAUUAUGUCUGUGAAGAAGAACUACCGGCAAGUUCCCUAUCACAACUGGAAGCAUGCGGUCGCUGUAGCGCAUUGCAUAUACACCAUACUUCAGAACAACCACAUGCUUUUCACAGACCUUGAGUGCAAAGGACUGCUGAUUGCAUGUCUGUGUCAUGACCUGGACCACAGGGGCUUUACUAACAGCUACCUGCAGAAGUUCGACCACCCUCUGGCAGCUCUCUACUCCACCUCCACCAUGGAGCAGCACCACUUCUCCUAGAUGGUGUCCAUCCUCCAGUUGGAAGGGCACAAUAUCUUCUCCACCCUGAGCUCCAGUGAAUAUGAGCAGGUGCUUGAGAUCAUCCACAAAGCCAUCAUUGCCACAGACCUUGCUUUAUACUUUGGAAACAGGAAACAGUUGGAGGAGAUGUACCAGACUGGAUCACUAAACCUUAAUAAUCAAUCACAUAGAGACUGUGUAAUUGGUUUGAUGAUGACUGCCUGUGAUCUUUCUUCUGUGACAAAACUGUGGCCUGUUACAAAAUUGAUGGCAAAAGAUAUAUAUGUAGAAUUCUGGGCUGAGGGUGAUGAAAUGAAGAAAUUGGGAAUACAGCCUAUUCCUACGAUGGACAGAGACAAGAAGGAUGAAGUCCUACAAGGCCAGCUUGAGUUCUACAAUGCUGUAGCCAUUCCCUGCUAUACAACCCUUACCCAGAUCCUCCCUCCCACGGAGCCUCUCCUUAAAGCAUGCAGGGAUAAUCUCAGUCAGUGGGAGAAGGUGAUUCGAGGGGAGGAGACUGCAACUUGGAUUUCAUCCCCCUCCGUGGCUCAGAAGGCAGCUGCAUGUGAAGACUGAGCCCUGAUCACCCAACACAGUGUCCCACCUACAGAUCCUCAUCUUGCUUCUUUGACAUUUUUUCCUUUUUCUGGG